AUGAGUGAGUCGGUCCCGCUCCUUCGGCGUCGCUCCUCGGGGACGUGGGGGACGGGGGGGGACGGGGCCGUGCCGGGGGCACCCGCCGCGGCGAUUUACCGAGGCCGGCUGUGCCGGCCCGGGAGGGCGGGCGGGAGGGAGGCGCAGGGCGGGUGGCCGCGCUUGGCGCUGCCGCUGCCGGAGCCUCCCGGCCGGCACGGGCUCACACCUGCCGCCGCGCCGCUGCCGGUCGCCGGCCCCGCUCCGGUCCGCUCCCCUGCCCGCUGCCGCCUCACCCGCCACCGGCACGGGGGUAGUGGGGGGAGGUGGGGGUGGGGGCAGAGGGAAAAAACCCAGAAGUUUGGCAAAGUUCUUACCCAGCCCCGCGCGCCUCCCGGCAGCGGCGGGCGCGGGGCGGCGGCGCCCCCGACGGCGCGGGGCGAGGCGGCGGGCCCGGGGGGUCGCGGGCAGGGAGGGGGGGGUCUCGGGGUGGCGCUUCCGCGGGGCGCGGGGGUUGCGCGGGCGGCCGAGCGGCGAUGGCUGGCCCAGCCGGGGGCGCGCCCGUGGCGGUGGGUGGCACGUCCCCCCCGCCCGCCCGCGGCACGACCCGGCGCUGCCGCUGUCACAGGGAGUAGUGCCAGGAACUCGUCUCUGUGCUCCAGGAUUUUAUUUUUUGGUUUUUCCGCUCCGUCUCCGAACCCGCCACCCGAGGUUUUGCUAAACCCUCGCCCCUUUGUCGCCGUCUCCGCCGGCUGUCGGGGGGAGCGCUCCUGA
Molecule: messenger RNA, 753 nt
Organism: Corvus hawaiiensis (hawaiian crow)
Lineage: Eukaryota; Metazoa; Chordata; Aves; Passeriformes; Corvidae
Product: bcl-2-binding component 3, isoforms 3/4-like
Exons: 1
Coding region: 1-753 (250 amino acids)
Source: RefSeq, a predicted model, not a curated record